Molecule: messenger RNA, 1644 nt
Organism: Tachyglossus aculeatus (Australian echidna)
Lineage: Eukaryota; Metazoa; Chordata; Mammalia; Monotremata; Tachyglossidae
Product: olfactory receptor 9I1-like
Exons: 5
Coding region: 1-1644 (547 amino acids)
Biological process (GO): sensory perception of smell; G protein-coupled receptor signaling pathway
Cellular component (GO): membrane
Molecular function (GO): G protein-coupled receptor activity; odorant binding; olfactory receptor activity
Source: RefSeq, a predicted model, not a curated record
AUGGCUGAGAAUGGCACUGAAGAGACAGAGUUUCUCCUAAUGGGUUUCCCUGGGCGGCCGGAACUGCAGAGGGUCCUCUUCUGGGUAUUCCUGGUCAUUUACCUCCUCACCCUGUGGGGCAACCUGGGCAUAUUUGGGCUCAUCCAGGUGGACGCCCAUCUCCAGACACCCAUGUACUUCUUCCUCGGUCAUCUCGCCCUCCUGGAUGCCUGCUACUCUUCGGUCAUCAUCCCUCAGAUGCUAGUGGCCCUGAGGUCUGGGGGAGCAUCCAUCACAUCUGGACGAUGUGUGGCUCAGUUCUUCCUCUUCACGCUGUGCGCCAGCAUCGAGUGCUUCCUCCUCGCGGUCAUGGCCUACGACCGCUAUGUGGCCAUUUGCCACCCCCUCCUCUAUGUCACCAUUGUGACACCCUGGGCCCGCUGGGGGCUGGUGUCCACAGCUUAUGCGGGGGCACUGGUCCACUCCGUGAUCCGCACGGCCUGCACUUUCUCUCUGUCCUUCUGUAAGUCUCACCACGUGGACUUCUUCUUCUGUGACUUCCCGCCCUUGCUGAAGCUGUCCUGCACUGACACCAAGGCCCAGGAGCUGGUCAUCUACCUGCUAGCUUUCUCCGUCAUCACGACCAGCGUGAUGGUGAUCCUGAUCUCCUACCUGUUCAUCAUCAAGGCCAUCCUGUGCAUCCGUUCGGCCGGCGGGAGGGCCAAGACCUUCUCUACCUGUGGCUCUCAUAUGACCGCGGUGGCUCUGUUCUUUGGGACUCUCGCCUUCAUGUACCUGAAAGGCAAUAUGGGCCAGGCCCUGGAGGUGGACAAGGUGAUAUCCGUGUUCUACACCGUGGUCAUCCCCAUGUUCAACCCUGUGAUCUACAGUCUGAGGAACAAAGAGGUGAAGAUGGCCCUGAGGAGAGUUCUCCACAGGACCAAGAUCGUUCAAGGGCUGGGAAUGGAGAUUUCUCUAUUUACUAAUAGCUACCCUUUCUUUCAGUUUAAUCACCCUGAGAGGGUAUCAAACAAGGCCUGUGACAGAGGCAAGUUGAAAUUUGCGAGUGGGAAGAGACUAUGGGAAUCUACUCUGGGACACAGGUUGGGGUGCGGGGCAGCCAAUGAACAGCAGCGGGCAGAGAAGCCAGAGUGCCAGGGAGGAGAGAAGGAGGAAGCUGAGUCCGGAGUGUGGGCUUUGACUACGGGAGCCUGCCGCUGCCGGAUGAAGGCCCCGAGGAUCGACCGAGUGAGGAAGGAGAACGGCAAGCUGCAAGUUACCAAAGCUGGUCCCAAAGGCUCAUCCUCGCUGAGGACAUCAGCACUGGACCCGCUGAUCAUUGGGUCACUAGCCCUCCCGGCAUUGAUGCAGGCAGCUCCUCUCCUAUUUCCAACAUCAACCCUUGUCCUAGGUGGCCCUGCUAGCUCCUCAGCUUUGAAGAUUCCAGUCUUGGAAUUCGGCCGCUCUGGGGAGUCCUGCAGCUACAGCUCCUCAUUUGCACGUCUGGACUGUCCACUUCCACCACCCUGCAAGGUGGCUCAGGCCUCUGUUUCGGCCAGCCAGCUUGGAGGAGCAGAUGUGAGUCUCUGCCCUGUAGAAUGUUCUAGAAGAAGGAUACCAGAGGCCCCUGUUUCCAUGGAGGUGUGGGCUGAUCGAGGAGCUUGA